Pocillopora meandrina is the source of this 5977-nucleotide messenger RNA. The record is from the annotation of a GenBank genome assembly. Lineage: Eukaryota; Metazoa; Cnidaria; Anthozoa; Scleractinia; Pocilloporidae.
ACCACAUGAAAACUCACAUUGAAAUUCACUGUCCCAACACGAAUGAUUCGGAGGAGCUUUAGCCACCUUUCGCGUAAGGUAAAGCAUGGAUCGCAAUUAUUAUUCCCUAUGUAUUGAUAUAAUGAGGACUUUGAAGUAUGCAGCUACCUUAAUACACUCCUAAUAGUCUCAAAACGAUAGUAACAGUCUUUGUUUGCAACAGUAUUUGCGACCGCGAUCGAUGAAACUCAUACACGACCACAAAUCGUAAGGUUAAGAAAUCACCUUCUUUCUCUCAAUUUCUUUUCAAUACAACAUGCUUUCUUUGUAAAAGCUAUAUACGAGUGAAAUGUUAAAGUUGCGACCACUACGACUUACCUCAUUUCCACCGUAACAAACCCCCUCCCUCCCCCCUCCCCCCUCCCCUUCCUAGGUGGGAAGAAUUGCGUUUAGAAAUAGAACUGCAUAGCUACCGUCUACUUUGGUAUUAUCGACUGAGUCGAUAACUUAGUUGAUUGUCAGAGCAAUAGAGGAUUACAAGUGCUUUUCCAUUCAACUUACUUAUCUUAUUUUCUUGUCACCAUAUUCCCACCAAUAGCGUAUCUCCAUUUUCUGUAUACAAAACACACAAAACCCAUUAUUCCUCCAAUUGCUCUAAUGAAGGGCUAACACUCGAAAAUCUCAGGUUUUAAACUCUUUAUGGUGGCCAGUUUAUGUUAUCAACUCAGUUGAUAAUACUAAAUCACUCUGUUAUACUCUCCCACUGAUGCAGGAAUAUAACUCCUUUAUGCAUAACUACUGGGUGAAGUGGAAGAGGGGGUUGGGGGGGGGGGGACAUGGGGGAAGGGUAUAGUAAAGAGUGACAACUUGAUGUUUAGCUAAAUGCAACUUUUUAGCAAAACAUGAGGUCUCUGCCUCCAUGCUAACCAGAACAGGUUGAAAGUUGCACAGAGACCUCUCCUACACAUGUAAUAAGACAUAUCUUACAUUUUUAGCCUAUUGGCCAGCUGGUAAAAAAAGUCAAGAUUGUUGAAGUGGGACCAAGAGAUGGACUUCAGAAUGAGCAGGUAAAUGGGAAAGAUUAAAUAUGCACCCAAUUACCUUAAUCUUACAUUGUUAGUGUCAAGUAAGGUGCCAUACCUUCUUAUCUAUGAUAAAAAUGAUGGUCAAAAUGAUACCAAUGAUGUGUUGUAAUGAUAGCAACAAUGAAAGCUUAUUGUGUUCAUUUUAUUCCAGAGGAUUGUUCCCACGGAAACGAAGAUCAGUUUGAUUGACAAGUUAUCAGAGACUGGCCUUCAGGCAAUAGAAGCAACCAGUUUUGUUUCACCCAAAUGGGUUCCACAGGUAUGUUAGGGGAGGGGAGGCUAGAGAACAGAAGAGUGGGCUGGUAUACUUUGGAGGAUAAGUAAGAUGUGUAGCUAAAGAGAAACUCACCCUUAAAAUUUGGCAGAAUGCUCUGCAAUUCAAGCUUCUCUCAGAAUAAAUCUAACAAAAUAGAAGUGUUCAGUGGCCAUGAGACAAGAAAGAGUGCAGCACUUUCUUGAAAACAACACAUUUACUAACCUUGCAAUUCCUCUUUUGCUUGUGAUAAACCUAAAAAGAUAAUUUUAUGCCAAGUUGUGAAAGACUCCUGCAAGAGUUAUGCAUCCAGACAAAAUGUUCAAUACUUAGCCAACUCCCUAAGGAAAGAUUUGACUGAAUAUAGAUUUUUGAGCUCUUAACUAUUUAACCCAAUAGAGUAACUAGCAUUUAAUUUCUGCUAACAGUUUCACCCUUGAACAGUGAGUGUGAUAAGAAUAGAAGAAAUGAUGUGCAGCUUCAGAAACUUUUGAUUGUUGAACAAAUUCUUUGUGUCAAAACUUGCAGAAGUGCUCAAAAUUGAACCAUCAAAGAGAAAAAAGUCUGUAAAAUAGGAUAAGAUUAGUUGAUAAUGAAUAUUUUUGAACAACAUUUACCACAGCAUCUCAGAGGAGGAGUAGGAACCUUGAUCAGAAGUCAGGUUCUCCUCUGUGUACAUUCUAAAAAUAAUUAAUGGAUGUUGUUUUAUAGAUGGCUGAUCAUGAACAAGUCAUGCAAAGGAUAAAGAAAGUUCCAGGCAUUUCUUACUCAGUAUUGACCCCAAACCUUAAAGGUUUUCAAGCCGCGGUUAGUGAUGCAGAACAUAACAUAAUGUAGACAUAUGGAUCACAUGUACUCCAGAUGACCCGAGUUGAUAUUUAGGUCUGAGGUUGAUUGACAUAUUGGUUGAUAAUUAGGAGAUAUCUAAUAGUGACUUGUCAGUAAUCUGGAGGUUGAUUGACAGUCAGCCAUUGGUUGACUUACAUGGAUGAGCUGUUAACUUUCUAUUGAAAUGUCAAGGCGUUAGCUGAAUAAUCUGCUGACUAUAAUGUCCAACAAACCACUAACUAUCAAUGGCCAAUCAUAUUCAUAGUAAAAGCAUACAAACACAAAAUCUUAACUUACUGGGGCUCAGAUCUUCAUGCAGACUCUUUCUUUGUUAUUUGAUUUUGACAUCAAUUAAACAUCUUUUUCUUUUUGUAACCAUUCAUCUGAGUGUGUUUUUGAUUGAUAUUUGUAGUUGGAAUGUGGAGUAAAAGAAGUGGCCAUUUUUGGAGCUGCCUCAGAGUCAUUCAGUAGGUAAAUGUUUUUCCUACAUCUUCAAGAUGAUGCUGCAGUAAGUGACAAAAUCAAACAAGAAAAAAGCUGAAUAAGACAAUUUCCAAGGUUUCCUAAUUUAGUUGUUACAGACCAGUAUUGGUUUACCUCUCUAAAAUAGUUCUCCUUUGAACAGUAAAUUGUUUUUUUUACCCACUCAAAGGAAAAACAUCAACUGCUCCAUAUCAGAAAGCCUACAGAGAUUUGAAGUUGUUUGUGAAGCUGCAAAAGAAAACAACAUUCCAGUGAGAGGGUGAGAUGUCUUUACAUAAAAUGUUUGUUUAUUUUUUUUCAGUUACAGUCAUGAAUAGUAAUGAAGAAUUGCAAAAGCACAAGUAUGUACUUACAUGUUUCAGGUGGUGUUAUUUCAUUAAAUGUCAUCUAAAAGCAAAAUGAAAUUUACCAGGCUAACUUUUGUACAUCAUGCAGUUAUGCCAAAUCUGUCCAUACUCUGCAGAUCCUAAUUAAGUUAUUUAUAUCUGAGAGUGAGGUCUUAUUGCUCAAUUAAUACAGCAAGACCAAGAAAAUGAUGCCCACAGCACCCAGCUAAUCACAGAGUGCCCAAUUACAUCUGUUACUUACACCAGCCAUACAAUAAACAAUCAAUUUAACCAAUAAUUGACACAGCCCUGUCUAAUUAACUAAACAAAAUGUGACCAAAGAUCUUGCUCUGAAUGGUAUACCCAUUAAUUUGAAGUCAGAACAUCCUACCUUUAAGUUUGCCAAUGUCCCUUCUUAUACUAAAUUGAAAUUUUCAUGGACUCAAGAUUUAGCUUUUACGCUUUCAGGUAUGUUUCUUGUGUAGUUGGCUGUCCAUAUGAGGGAUCUGUAGCUCCAAAGGCUGUAGCAAUGGUAAGAUUUAGCACCAUAAUUAUCAGGAGUGGUAAAAAUUAAGACCCACUGAGACAAUGUCACUAAGACUUAAAGAUUCAACAAGUUUUAGACUCGACUUGGAUGAUGACUGCCGAAGUUAUCUGAUUUCAUCAAAUUUCGUAUUUUUCCCAAGGUAACGAAGAACUUGUUUGACAUGGGGUGUUAUGAAGUUUCUCUUGGUGAUACUAUUGGUGUUGGAACUCCAGGUUUGAUGCACUUACUGUUGAAUUAGACAAACAAAAAUUUAGUAUUUAACAAUUUAAGCGCUUCUGAUCACUUGGAAUGUUAAAAAGCGCGCUAUAAGUUAAUAAAUAUUCAUUGAGCAUGAUGCUUUUGAUAUUGCUGGUCUCAACUGUGUGUAGGACUGUUUUUUGAUGCAUGUUUAGUCCAGAAUUUGGCCUGGCUUCUCCUAGAGUUAAUUGAAGCUCAGCGAUAAUGCAUCAGUUUUUUUUAACCGCGACUAUUUUUGUUAUACCCCCCGUGAGUUCUUCUUUCCAUCUGCGACUUCUGUUUAGCCCCGCGUGGGCUUCUUUUGAAAAACCUGGCCUAAAAAAAAACUCCCAUGUGAUGUUUUUCCACUGUGGAGUGAGCGGGACGAUAAGAAAGGAAGGGAAAGAUGAUAAAAUCCCUAGGUCGAUCCAGAUGGGAAAAAAAAUUUGUAUCCUUAGUCAGUAAGUACACAUUUUAGCAUGAUAUGACUUAGGAUGAUUUUCCCUUUUUGGCCAACUGAAAUUGGUGUAUAUGUAGGUUCCACUCAAGCCAUGUUGGAGGGUGUUUUAGAGACAGUCCCGGUGAAUCAUCUGGCUAUUCACUGCCACGACACAUACGGUCAGGCUCUGGCCAAUAUUCUCACUGCGUUAAAAGUAGGUCAAGAAUGAACGUGUGCGGCAAACUAAGAGUUUGCCAGACUUUCGCUGUUUUUUUCAUGUUAUGUGGCUAUUAGAGAGAUUAAGCCCGAUGACUACAACCGACGGCUACUUACACGGCCGAUGUUUUUCGACUUCAAAUUUAGCACAUUGAAAAUACAAAUUAGUGACCACUUGAAUCCUGUUGAAAAUUCAGUUUAUUAGCUCUCUGUUUCUUAUUUUCAUUCAGUUAAAAACCUUGUUUAACUAGACCAUGUUUUGCUGGUGUGAACGGGGCGUUACUCUGUAAUGUAAAGCCUUUUAUUGUCAACAGCUGGGGCUAGGGACAGUAGAUGCGUCUGUCAGUGGUCUGGGUGGCUGUCCCUACGCACGUGGGGCAUCUGGAAAUGUCGCUACAGAAGAUGUGGUUUACAUGCUGCAUGGAAUGGGAAUUGAAACGGUUUGUUUUCAUUUCAAUGAGAUCAAAAUGAAUGUGACACAAACUUACAGUGUAAGUCUGUCUCACAGUAAAUGUAUACGAAUUAUUAGAGAUCGUCAUGUUUCCACUCCAAUUCGUGCGUUGUAAUCCAGUGCCCGUGAAAAAAACAUAGGCGAAUAUAGUCUACACCUUUAGUUGUCUAGGGUUCAGUUAUUCAAAGGAAAACUAGAACUAAAUACCCAAACGAUAGGAUCGGAAACAUACGAAAAUUGUGUUAAGAAAGAAUCAAGAAACAAGAAUGAAGAUGAUUGGCGAUAACUUUGUUGACUAAGUGCCCCGAGUUUAAACGCCCAUCUGAUCCGACUGCCUGUAGAAAAAAUCAUUCUGUUGUAUUUUUAUUCAUAAGGGAAUUAAUUUGAACAAAUUAGUGGACGCAGGACAGUUCAUCUGCCAAGCCUUGGAUCGUAAAACCUCCUCGAAAGUAGCUCAAGCGAGAACAGACGGUCAGGAAGCGAAAAGCUGAUGACAUAUCACAAGGAAGUGGCUGGUCUCAGUCUCAAUGUCUCUCCGUAAGGGUGUGACUUUCUUUAAGUGCUCAAAAUAUAUUUAUUUAAUGUUUAUUUGGAGAAUCUGGUGAUAAAUGAACCCAGAACAAUUUGGCCAAGUCGUAACGGGUUCGCAAGGUUUUCGCUCGACCGUUUGCGAGAUUUUUACAAUGGACAUGAAGAUUUCAGGCACUAAACAGCCUACUAAGUAAUGAUUUCUCACGCUUGUUAACUAGAAAUUAACAAGAAACUUUUCCCACAAUGUCAACACAAUAUCCAACAGAGAAGUGACAAGACAAGGCAAUCCUGGUCUUUUAUGGUAUAACUGUUCUCCUUAUCAUAAAACUAACGGGUGGGUGGAUGUUGAAAGGAAAAGAUUAAUGUCAGAUAUCGUUAUUUGCUGGGGAAAGAUCAGCUCAAUACACGUUCACGAUGGUCGCAGUAUAAAAAAUAUUAAGUGCUAUCUAUAGUCCAUAGCCUUUGUAACGACAGACCGGUACGUUACGAUUUUUUGCCAAGAAAAGUGAAGACCCUGUCAUCGUUGGUGAGUUUCAGUUGAAUAAAUUGUAGAAAAUAAGCCUGUUAAGAUACAGCCUUGAAUAAAAUUCAAACCUGUGCCUCCCAGACACUACUGCAGGGCU